Molecule: messenger RNA, 3398 nt
Organism: Ochotona princeps (American pika)
Lineage: Eukaryota; Metazoa; Chordata; Mammalia; Lagomorpha; Ochotonidae
Product: zinc finger protein 263
Exons: 6
Coding region: 511-2562 (683 amino acids)
Biological process (GO): regulation of transcription by RNA polymerase II
Molecular function (GO): RNA polymerase II cis-regulatory region sequence-specific DNA binding; DNA-binding transcription factor activity, RNA polymerase II-specific
Source: RefSeq, a predicted model, not a curated record
AGUGUUCCAUCCCAGGACUUCCAGUACGCGCCUCACGGCCCCGCUUCUCGCCUAUAAUUGGCCCCUUGCUCGUCCCGCCCCUUCGGCAGGUCUUCCCUUCUUAUUGGUCUCGGUGAGUCCGUAGCGAGAUCUGAUCCAAUGGGUGCUGGAGUUACCCGGAAGUUGGGCCGGAGGAGGGUCUGUUGGCUUUUGGAGACAGGCAGGAACUUCCGGCCUGAGGGCCGAGGCUGGAGAGUGUCCGGCACUCGUUGAGCUCAUUCUUCGAGUUUUACCUCAGGAAGGUCUGGCUAAGGCAGGUCGAGGGGUUGGGCGGCGGCCGCCGGGACACGCCGGGGUCGAAGCGCCGGACCUAGCCGCGCCGCUGCCGCGCCUGGGGUCCUGUGCCGGGACUCGGAGCCCCUGGCCCAGCAGCUCCUGCCCAGGCUGUCCACCCUAGGUUGCGGCCGGACCCGGCACCUUUCGGAGCGGGCACAGCCAGUCCAGAGGGCCCAGCUGCCCGGGGUCCCGACGAUGGCGUCGGACCCGAUCUCUCAGGAACGGGAAGGGCUCCUGAUCGUGAAGCUGGAGGAGGACUGCGUCUGGAGCCAGGAGCUGCCCCCAGCUGACCCGGCGCCCAGCCCAGAGGCCUCCCACCUGCGUUUCAGAGGCUUCCGUUUCCAGGAGGCUGCCGGCCCCCGGGAAGCCCUCAGCCGGCUCCAGGAGCUGUGCCACGGCUGGCUGCGGCCGGAGCUGCGCACCAAGGAGCAGAUCCUGGAGCUGCUGGUGCUCGAGCAGUUCCUGACCAUCCUGCCCCGGGAGAUCCAGGCCCGCGUGCAGGAGUUACACCCGGAGAGCGGCGAAGAAGCCGUGACCCUGGUGGAGGACAUGCAGAGAGAGCUCGGGAGGCUGAGGCACCCGGUCACAAACCGUGGGCGGGGAACAGAAGUACUUUUGGAGGAGCCUUUGCCUCUGGAAACAGCCCGAGAGUCACCGAGCUUCAAGUUGGAGCCCCUGGAGACUGAGCGAAGCCCUGGCCCCAGGCUGCAGGAGCUGCUAGGUCCCAGCCCCACAGGGGACCCCCAGGCUGUAAAGGAGAGGGCAUUAUCUGCUCCCUGGCUUUCUCUCUUUCCUCCUGAAGGGAACCUGGAAGACAAGGCUGUGACUGGGCCCCAGUUGCCUGAGAGCUUAGAGAAUGUGGCAGUGUUCAUGUCCUCGGAGGAAUGGGGACAUCGGGAUCCUAGUAAGAGCGCCUCUUCCAGGGACCUGCAGGAGAGUUGUAAGGUGGUGAACUUACCGGAGUCACACAUUCCCAGUCAGGAAGCCCUAGGCACCCAGGUGGACCAGGGAAGAAAGCCACAGGACCCCGGCAUCCAGGCUUGCAAGGAGGCCCUGGGCUGCCGAAGCCCAGCUCCAGGGGAGGAGAAAUUUGAGAAGCCAGAAGAAAGUACUCAGUUUAAUUCCCCUGAGAACACACACACUCAGGUGCUGCUACCAGGCCAGGCCAGAAGUGAGGUGCCCUGGAGUCCUGAGCAAGGAAGACCUCAUGGCAGGGCAGAUUGGCGCUGGGAGCCUCCCUCAGAGGCCACAGCGGAACAAACGUUGGUGGGAGCCACAAGUUACAGAGACCUGGGGCGAUCCAAGGAAGCACAGCCAAAGAAGCUCCAUUUGUGUCCCUUGUGUGGGAAGAACUUCUCCAACAACUCGAACCUAAUUAGGCACCAGCGAAUUCAUGCCGCAGAAAGACUAUGUGUGGGUGUGGACUGUGGUGAAGUCUAUGCUGGGAACCCUCACUUCCUGUCCCUGCAGUGGGCACACCUGGGGGAGGAGGCCCAUAAGUGCCUCGAAUGUGGCAAAUGCUUUAGUCAGAAUACUCACUUGACCCGCCAUCAGCGUACCCACACAGGUGAGAAACCUUAUCAGUGUAACAUCUGUGGAAAAAGCUUCUCGUGCAACUCCAACCUCCACAGGCACCAGAGAACACACACCGGGGAAAAGCCAUACAAGUGUCCUGAGUGUGGGGAAAUCUUUGCGCAUAGCUCUAACCUCCUUCGGCACCAGAGAAUUCAUACAGGAGAGAGACCCUAUAAGUGUCCUGAGUGUGGGAAAAGUUUCUCCAGGAGUUCACACCUUGUGAUUCAUGAAAGAACUCAUGAGAGAGACAGACUUUACCCCUUCACCGAGUGUGGGGAAGCCAGGAAUGAUAGCACCCCUUUUCUUACGGACCAUGGGACCCCCAAGGCAGAGAAGAAACUGUUUGAAUGUUUAACCUGUGGGAAAAGCUUCCGGCAGGGUAUGCACCUCACAAGACAUCAGAGGACACACACAGGAGAGAAACCAUACAAAUGUACCCUUUGUGGGGAAAACUUCUCUCACAGGUCUAACCUAAUCAGGCACCAGAGAAUUCACACAGGAGAGAAGCCCUACACCUGUCACGAAUGUGGAGACAGCUUCUCUCACAGUUCCAACCGGAUUCGUCAUCUGAGAACCCACACAGGAGAAAGACCCUAUAAAUGUUCUGAAUGUGGAGAGAGCUUCUCUCGGAGUUCACGCCUCAUGAGUCAUCAGAGGACUCACACCGGCUAGGAUAGAGAGGUGUUUCUCUUUGCCCCAGAUUCGGUGGCAUGUUCAGAAGGGCCUGUUGUCUAAAGCUGGGAUUCCUUGCUCAGCCACCCAAACAUGCACUUCUGCAUUUUUCAGGUGAUUAACAUAAAUGGGGAGUGUAGUGUGAGAGGGGCACAGAGCAUGCAAAGGAUUGGCGUGGAACUGAAGCAGCUCUGUCUGCGCUGCUAAAGACAGAAGUCUGAGGGAACCUGCUCAAAGCAGAGGUCGCUGUGUGUGUCCUGUCCCAAGUGUGCUGCCUCUCCUGGUGUAUUUCGCCAAGAUGUGAUUUGGGUACCUACCUUAUUGUGUCUGAUGUUUAUCCCAAAAGCUGUGGAAACACAUCUUUCUGUUACUAUUUUCUGAUUUGGGACAUUGAGUAGGAGUAUUUGGGCCCCUGGGGACUGGGAAGCCAGUGAGGGGCCAGGUCUCCUGGAGCUCAGCAGGAGACUGCUUGUGAGUUGCAAUGUUCCCAGAGGCCCUGGGCUGCAUAGGUCAGCCACCACACCCCGGAAGGGCCCACAAGCACACCACACAUGUAGAUGUUACCUCAGACAAUCAGGGACCUAUGGGACUUGCAGGUCUUUCGAGAAAUUGGUAGUGGAGUUUGCGGUCUGAUUCCUCUCCCCUUGGCAAAGAUUCGCUCCCCCACCUUUGUCACAAGUGAUCAACAGAGCUUUGGAGCCUUACUCCUGGGCAGUGUUCUCUGAAAGGUGAAUUCCCUGGGAAACUGGAAAUGGGGCUCCUAGGAAAAUUAGUGAUUGUGUCCUUCCUUGUAGAAAAUGUUUGAGUGGUAAAUAAACAUCUCCAGGAAACAAGGA